Messenger RNA from Aspergillus wentii DTO 134E9, 328 nucleotides. RefSeq lists its product as uncharacterized. The transcript has a single exon. Lineage: Eukaryota; Fungi; Ascomycota; Eurotiomycetes; Eurotiales; Aspergillaceae. The record is from RefSeq and is a predicted model, not a curated record. The coding region runs from base 59 to 286 and encodes 75 amino acids.
UUCUUACAUAGUAAUCCCAUUUGGGAGAUUCAGCCCACGCGGCACCAACGGGUGGGUGAUGGCUAACCUGUUCGAUGAAGAAUCGAUACCCCUUGUCGGGCCUGACGUAUUCAAAGGUUUCUCCAAGGAGGGGGUUGAAAGGCUUUGCUACACGUCCAAUUGUCGAAGCGUACUCACUUGCUGCGUAUGCGGCAACAUACACCAAACGUUCCAUAGAAUUAGGUCGGUCAGCCGCAAUAUCAAGGAGGUCAGCAUAUUCCAAAUCCUCCGCAACUCGCUGAAGUAAUGAGGUUGGCUCAUUGAAAGAAACAGGCAAUGUCAUCUUUGU